CAGAAAUUGAAAUAAGCUAAUAAUAUUAUUAAAAAUAAUAAUUCUAAGUCUAAGAAGUAUUACAUGAAUUUCGAAUAAUUGUACAAAAUUUAAGACAAUAUUAUAAUUAUAACUAAACUCUAAAAGUUUUGGUAGGUACCUGUAACCAAGGAAGGGGUACUUUUUAGUUUUUAUUUAUUAAAUUUAAACAAAUUGCCUGUACCGUGUACUUUUUAUAUUAAUAUGGAUUUUUGAAUCAUCAAAUGAAAAUGUAUUUAAAAUUUAAUUUAUCAAUCUUCUGAUUCUUAUUAAACUUAUUACUGUUAUUAAUAUUUUAUUAUUACUAUUACUUAUUGUAUCAAUAUUAAUUAUUAUUAAUUAAGCAGACUAUUUUGUAACUAAGACUAAGAUGUGGAUGUCCAAGUAAUCAUUAUUUAUUAUUAUUUUUUAAAUAUUUUUCUAUCAUAAUUCAUAAUCAUUGAUUAAAAUUAUAUAUAUAUAUAAUUAUUGAUUAUCAGUCAUAAUGAUAAUGUCAAUGUUAUCAAUCAUAAUAUUAAUAUGUUCCAUAACUUAAAUUUAACUAUUAAACUAUUAAUUAUAAAAAUUAAUUAUCAAUAAGGAUAUAUUUUAUAUAGAUUAUAUAUAAAUAUAGCAUAGGCUCAUAAGUUAUUAUACUUAAUAAGUUUAUUAUUAGAAUAGAACAACUCGGUAAACACUUUUUUUUUUAUACUUCACAUUCACAGUCAUAGUAACUUGUCAAUAACUGUUAAUUAUCAUUGGUUUUAUACUAAUGUCUUUAUACCCUGAACCAGCAGUUAACAGACAUAUCCCUGUGGCUCUACAGGCCACGUAGGGCCUUGGCCUGCCUCAUGAUUUCCUUUCAGUCAGACCUAACUGAUGCUUUUCUUUGUAUACAUGGAUUCCCAGCUGCUGUAGAUCUUUUUCACAUCCAUCCAUUUGAUCUGAGUUCUGCCUUUGAGCCAUUUUCCUCAGCCUUUUGGUGGUGCACCCUCUUCACACCUCUGUCAUUUGGAAUUCUUUUUAAUUUUCCCGCCUAGCGUAGCCUGCCCUUUUUUUUAUUUCUGCUACUAGUGUGGGAUCCUAAUAUAGUCCAUACAAUUCCUGGUUGGUUAGUAUUCUCCAUCCAUAUUCAUCCUUUGUUGGUCCAUAUAUUUUCUGGAGAACUUGUCUCUCCCAUGUGUUUAAUUGGCUUUCUGCUGUUUUUGUUAGGGUCCAAGUUUCCCUUGCAUUUUUUACAUCUGUUCCGAUUACCUAAAUUACAGUUUAAUAAAUAGUUUUCUUAAUUUUUCUUGUAAUGUUUUUAAUUUUGAACAUUUUGUGACUACUGAAGUAUGCCCUCUUUUUCUGGCAGAUAUUCUUUCUUUUAUUACUGUUGGUAAUUCAUUUCUUUCAUUUAUUAACGAUCCUAGGUAUUUGAAUUGAUUUACUUUUUCAAAAGUGUGGUUUCUAAUUUUAAUGGUUUCAUUGGUCUGUUCUUCUCUUAACAUUGUCAUGUAUUUUUUUUUUUUUUUUUUGGUUUUUAACUUCCAGCCAUGCUUGUAUUGUUGCAUCUUUUAAUUCAUUAAAAGCCUUUUAUAGGCCUUACUACUUUUCCCUAACUGUGCUAUUUCAAGAAACGAUCCUAGGUAUUUGAAUUGAUUUACUUUUUCAAAAGUGUGGUUUCUAAUUUUAAUGGUUUCAUUGGUCUGUUCUUCUCUUAACAUUGUCAUGUAUUUUUUUUUUUUUUUUUUGGUUGUUAACUUCCAGCCAUGCUUGUAGUGAUGCAUCUUCUAAUUCAAUAAAAGCCUUUGAUAGGCCUUACUACUUUUCCCUAACAGUGCUAUUUCAAGAUACUCUAGGGAUUGGUUGUAGCAAGUGCCUACUGGUAGUGGGUCUUGGGUUUACCUCAGAAAGUAGCCUGUUAUUGUUCCUAGGGUGUCAAUAUGGAUGCUUCUUAUAACUCUCUAUAAUGUUUGGUUAAAUGGCAUACAAGACAGUAAGUCUCUGUUAAUGAUCUGUUUGUUUUUUGUGAGUGCUUGUUUGGUGCUGAGAGUAUUUGUUUAGAUUUCCAUAUGUGCUUUGUAUUUUGUGACAUAUUUGGGUAUGAGAAAUGAUGUUGUCUAAUGUUAUGUUUUAGCAGCAGUAAUGGGGUGGUAGUAAUGGAGUUGUAAAGUGACAGAAGAUGCUGUUUAUUUAGUAACGAGACAUUUGUUAUAUUGAUCAAUGGUUUGUUAAAUAAUUAAAUCACCCCUAGACAACAAAGCUAUUGAACUGUUAAUCCAGUUUGUAACAGUCUCCUUGUCUUAGGCCUCAUCUAAUCUGAAAUUCCCUUGAGUAUUCUCCCAGAACCUUGAUUUUGCUUUUUCAGUUGUUCAUGUCAGUUUGUUGGAUAUGCCAACUCCUGCAGAGUCUCAUAUAGAUAUUUUCUUUUUAUGGUGUCCCAUUUUAUAGGCCACAUAGAGUUGAUAUACUGGGAUAGUAUAUUCAUAACAUUUCUCUAAUAGGCAUCUGAUGGUGAAAAUUUGAUCAGUCGUUGAUUUUGUCUGAAUCCACAUUGAUAAUCACCUAGUAUCUGUUCAGUGUACGUUUGUAGUCUUUUCGCAGUUAGUUUUGUCAGUAUUUUAUAUGUAAAAUUUAAUAGGGAAAUUCUUCUGAAGCUUGUGCAUUUAAGUUUAGAACUUUUCUUGUGUUUUGGGGUUAGUAGUGCUGUUUCCCAUGCUGUUGGAAUGGUUUAUGUGUCUGAGUGUUUAGCUCUCUUCCUAUUUGAUACAUUCUUCUGUGAUGGGGUCUUCUCCAGGGGCUUUGUGGUUUUUCAUGGAAUGGAUUACUUCAGUAGUCUUUUUUCCAAAGUUGGAGAGUUUAUGAAGGGGUCUAGUUCUCCAUGUUGUGUUAAUAAUCUUUAUCUUUUCCAUUAUCUCAAAUUAGUAUUCCCUCAAAAUAUUCAGCCCACCUCUCCAGUACAUAACUAUUUUCCAUAAUUAAUUCUCCAUCAUUGCUCUCACACAUUUGAGGUCUGGCUUGGUAACCAUUCUUUUCGUCUUUUAUCUUCAUGUGCAUUCCUCAGAUAUUUCCCUCUCUUGAUAAGUCUUUAUUUCUUUUAGUUUAACAUUUUCCCGUUCCCUUUUUAUCGUCCUACACAUUUUUGUGGCUUUCCUUCUAGCCCCAUUGUAUAUUUGUCUCACAGACACAUAUAAUAUAUAAAAUUAUGUGCUUCUGUCUUUGGGCCGAAGUUUGGUACAAGUGAAAUUUUUUUAAAUUUAAAAAUCAUUUCUACAGUGCUUAUUAAGUAAAUUACUGUGUUUAAGCUGUUUCUAAUCCAUUGCCUUUUUUCUUUCUAGAUUUCAUCAAACAUGAUUCCACCUUACACAAUGAAAGAGGUUGUAACAUUUGUGUAUGGUCAUCCAAGAACAGCACCUGUGCUUCUGUCUUUACUAGGAUGUUUUGCCGUACAGAAAUUAAUAUACACUUUAUGGAAAAAAAAGAGCGUGAGAAAUAAAAGAAGUUUAAGAAGGGCAAAAGCAGAAAAACGGAGAACAAUAAUUGAAGGUCGUUUGGCUAAGGUACUACUAGUAUUAUAUUUUAAAUAAGUUUCUUUCAAUUUCUGGCUAUGGUUUUUUAAGUUCAAUUUAUAGAAGAGAAAAUAAGUUAUUUACCUUGAUUCAAUAAAUACUUCUUUAAAAAAAAAAUUACUUUAAUCCAUGCACUUUAAAAAAGGCCCUUUCCAGAUUCUAGACUUCAUCUGUUGCAGUUCAACCAAAUUUAUUGUUAAUUUUUGGUUUUAAAUGAAUACACUAGUUUUAAUAAGCCAUUACAAGAUAUUAUGAUAGUAACAAUAUUACUUUUCCUCUUUAGCACUUGUUUUAAUUCUAAGUUACAUGGUACAUAUACUAGUGGAAUGACUAAUCUUGCUGCAGACCAUUUGAAGAGGGCUCAUAAACAAAUAAGCACUGGUCUACUGAUACACUAAAAGCAAAUAGAAAUAUAAAUAAUAUAUUGUUUUAAUAUACUUAGUAUAAAUUGAUCUUUAUUCACAUUUCACAUUCCCACUUCAGGUUUCACCACCUUCUGAAGAAAUACUAAACAAAUCAGCCUCAGAGCUUGUAGAAGCCCUUCACUCUGGUGAUCUAUCGGCAGUUGAAGUGUUGUAUGCUUAUCAAAGAAGGGUGGGUCAUUGUUAUUAAAUUAUGAAUUAAAUAAAUCUAAAAAUACUUUAAAAGCAUAUAAUUAACUAAGUUAAAAAGGUAAUUUUAUUGAUCCAAAUAAAUGGAAGUGUGUUUUUUUAUUCAUUACACUUAUUUUUUUCAAUCUUGAAAAUCCUUGUUGAGUUUUUUGUUGUUCUUUAAAAUUAGACUGUAGCAAGACUUUGGUUGAAUAAUUGUGCGGUAUGAAUAAUUGUUGACGUCUUGACCGUGAGUUGUAAUUUUGAACAGAGUCUUGGCUUUUUGUUUGAACUUAGUUCUCAUUUUCUUUUUUCCAAGAUAAUAGACACUAUUUAUUUCUGUAGCUGAAUUGUCUUUGGGUGGUUUCCAUAUGCCAGAAAAUAUAUUUUUUUUUCCAAAAUGGUGAAUAUGAAUAAGUUUUAGUUCAUGCCAAUGAUGUCCAAAAAAUCCAUAUAACCACUGUUCCUCACAAUAAACAACACAAGUUUAUCAAUUAAAACCAAAUCAAGCACAUUCAACACGCCUUGAUUCCAAGGAAAACUUUUUAAAAACCUCCAAACUAUUAAAAAAGCUGAAAAAUUAAAUCAAGUUACCUACAUAGCGGUGCACAAGAGCAGUUUUUUUAGAAACCAUUUAUCACUUAUGAUCUUAGCAAAAUUUCUUUUAAAAAAAAAGUAAAAAAAGUUAAUUUGAAAAAAGAUUAUUCUAGGUUAAUAAAAAUUAAAAGUUAACACUAGAAUAAAAUUAUAUUUGUUGCAUUCUGAUAAAACAUUAAAUUUACAUGUAUGCCUUGCCUUUUAAAUGUAUUUUAUCCUUUUGUAAGCUGUUCUGGAUUUACUAUUUCCAUUUGGUAACCAUUUCUAAACUUUUGCUGUCUUUCCUACCAGGCAUUAAGUCUCACAAAAGAAAUCAAUUGUAUUACUGAAUUCAUCCCAGAAGCAGAGGUAAAUUUACCAAAUCUUUUAUUGUCAUUCUUGUUUACAACUUUUCUCCAUAACAUAUUAAUUUUUUACAGUUAAAUCAGAUGAUAAUGAAUAACAUAUUUUUUCAAGGCACAAGCAAAGAGAUUAGAUGAAUGCCCAACCAAAACUGGUCUGCUCCAUGGCAUGCCCAUAAGUUUGAAAGAGAAUAUUGCAGUCUCUGUAAGUUUAUUCAUACUGUUCUUUAAAUAAAGUAUUGACACAUUCAUUUUUCUGCAACAUGUUUGUCCUGAUGGAUAUUGCUACUCUAUUAAAUAUUUCUCCAUGCCAAAAAAACAAUGUUUCCCAAAAUUGUUAUGGCCACCUCACUGCUUUUAAUUUUUGCAGCUAUUCUCUGCCGAACCUAGGCAAUAUAUUACCAGAUAGCAUACCCUUUUUGGGGGAAACGCAACCCUUCAGUGACAAGGGAGACAAUUGUGGGACCCUUGAAUUUUUUUUUUUUUUUUUUUUUUAAGUACUAAAGGUAUUGCUACAUUAACGAGAUAAUCAGAGUAAUUCUCCAUUGAACUUUGAUUUUAGUUUAAAAAAACUAUGGGUUUUACUAGAUGUCAUCAAGAUUCAAAACAAAAACGUUUUUGAUAUUUAUAAGACAGUAAUAAAAUAACAGUCAUGAUCAAUGGUGUUCAUUUUCAUGAACUACUAUCAGUUGUCUUUUAUAAUCCAAAUAUUUCAUUUAAUUUAUUUAUUUUAUUUUGCCAUAUAGAUAUUCUUCUAUAACUGACAUUCAUUCCAUGCAAAAAUUUAUUUUCUUCCAGGGCUAUGAUACUACAGCUGGCAUGGAAAUAAACAUUGAUAAAAAUGCCACUGAUGACUGUGUUGCUGUAAAGGUAAGCUAACAAUCCAACUACUUAAUUUGACCAUCUAAAGGCGCUUAAAUGAUGAUCUAUUUUAUAAUUUUUUUGUGCUCUGGUUAUCAAUUUUUGUGUGACUUAUUGCCCCGCUUUAAAUCAUUUUAAAAAAGUCUCAAAAUCUUAUCAUAAAGCAAAUGAACUGCAGACGAAAAAAAAAAAAAAGACAAAAAUGUUGUAAGUGUACAGAGAAAUUUAAAAUAUAAUAAUUAAAAUAUUUUUUAACUGAACAUACACCUCAAAGGUUAUUGCUAUAAUUAACAGUGCAGCACCAUUUUAAAAAAAAUAGGAUUUGUUCUUAAAUUCUCAUCGUAUUACAUUAUUUUAAAAAUUAACAGAAUCCCCACUGCCAUUUCCUGGAUGUUUGUGUUUCAAACUAUAAAUAUAUAUUCUACUCAAGACGAAAAAAAUUUAUAGCAAAAAUUAAUGCUACUUAAAAUAUAUUUAGGUAUUAAAACUACAUGGGGCCAUUCCCUUUGCCAGAACAAAUAUUCCGCAAACAAUGUUAAGGUAUGUGCUUAAGAUUUUCCUUCUCUUUAGCUCUCAUUAAUUUUCAAUUGUUACUCUAUAUGGUUAAAUGUAUAAUGCAACUAUCACACCUUUAAAACCAUCAGUUGGAUAGGAAUAGGCUUUAAUGUGUUGGACUAAAAAUUUAUCUAAAGCAAUAAUAUUCAUAAAUGCGAAGAGAUAAAUAAUCUAUAUCUUAUCUUCGAUAACACAACAAGGUAUAUUAAUGGGAAAGGUUGAGUUUUGUACUAUGGAAAAGGUUGAGUUUUGUACCCAGAAAUGUUUGCAAUGCCAUUUUCCUUUCACACAAUUGCCAAUGAAAUACUGGAACAACUGUUUCAGUUUUCCCUUAAAGAAACACUCUUUCUUUUGAUUGGGUUUGCUUGGUAUGUAUGAAAGCUUAUGGUGCUCAAGUGUAGCAGCAAGAUGGAAGUGGUAGUAGCAGUGCAUCUGCAUUGCAAGAUCCUCACAAGCUCCUAAAUUCCUCUACACUUUCUUCUAUGUGUAUAAAAUAACUAAAUACUGAACUCAAACAGUUCACCAGCAAUCUACACAAAAUUUGUAAUUAUUAAGUGAAUAAAAAUUAAAAGGUGUAUUGUUAUGUGACAGUGUUCAAAGUCCAAGAUUUUGAGAGCUGACUGUAUAUAACAAUUUAAUGAAGCUGGAACAAUAAAUAUAUUUUUUUUCUGUUUAGUUACUGCUGUGAAAACCCUAUCUAUGGUGAAACAUUAAACCCUCAAGACAAGACGCGAUGUCCUGGGGGUUCAUCAGGAGGAGAGGGAGCCAUCAUUGGAGGAGGGGGUUCCAUGAUGGGCAUUGGUACUGACAUUGGUGGCAGUGCAAGGAUCCCAGCUGAAUUUUGUGGCAUUUUUUCCUUGAAAACAACUAGGGGGCGCAUUAGGUCAGCUAGUAACUUAUUAAUUAGUGUUAAUUUUUCACGUUUUAAGUAAAAAAUUGUUUAAUGAAUAGCCAAUAGUAUCAUUAAAAAUUUAAAGAUGUGUAUUUAAAUUUAAGACAUCAUUAAAUUGCAUUCUUAGUCAUAUACAAUGUUACAUAACAAUAAUGUGCGGUAUAUAGAAAAAAAAUUAGAUUAUAAAACAACACAAAUGAUUUCUAUCUAUCUUUACUUUUUGAUAAGCAAAUUUUUACUUUUAUAUCCUCAAAGCCAAAUUUCUUGUAAGAAUUUUAUUGCAUUUCUUUAAACAUUAUAAUGUAAUUUCAUUUUAAAAUGUAGUUUUAUUUUAAAAUUACCAUCUCCAACAGCUCAAAAAAUUACUACACCCCAGUAAGAGGCAAUUUAGCAAGUAAGUAGAUUAAAUAGUUGGCAAAUAUUUAAUCAAAAUAUUUUCUUAUGAAUUUGAUUUAAAAUAGUUCAAUAUUUCUUAUUUUCUAAGUUAUUGAUUAAUUUUUUUAUCUCUUCAGUUCAAGGAUCAAUUGGUCCCUUGGCAAGAAAUUUUGAUGCUCUCUUAUUGUUGUCUCAAGCACUUAUGUCUCCUGAAAUGUAUGAGCUGGAUCGAUCACUGCCACCUUUACUUUUUGACAAGCAGGUAACUAAGGCUCAGAUGAUAAGGCUUUGUGUACUCCUGGGCUGAUGGGUGUUUUUCUUUAAACACAUUUUUAGAGGAAAAAAAUUAUUGCACAGCUUUUGGAUAAGGACGCUUUAGUGAAAACAAAUGAAGGAUUCAAACGUAUUUUUAAGAUGCAAAUAUUCGUCUGAGAUACUUAGACAUAUGCAUAAGAGACAUGAAGUCGGCCAACAUCGACAUCUCAAACUCGGAGGAGCUGGCAGAGGAUCGAUCCUCAUGGCGGGACAUCGUGAAGGCAGGAUCACUACAUGCCGAGGAGCAAAACAGGGCGGAAACAGCUGCAAAAAGAGCGAGGGGGAAGGCUGGUAAAUACUACUUCACCGCAUUCGUGUGUGGGAAAUGUAACAGAGACUGCCAUUCGAGGAUUGGUCUCACCAGCCACACCAAGAGCUGCAAGCAAUAAAGAUAAUCUAUCGUCUCCCGCAGACGGAAAGAUGCCAUACAUACAGACAUUCCUAAAUAAGUUAACAUGUUUGGGCAACUAGAAAACUAAUAAUCAAAAUACCCAUUUUACAUCUAAAUGUAUUCUUAAUCUAUCAAUCACUUGAAAUAAGAAAAAAAACACAAACUUAAUAUUAAAUUAAAAAUAAUCAGUCACUUACUGUUUUAACUAUCCCUAACGCCUAACAUGCAUUUAUCAUUACUAGGGUAAAUUAUACUUAGGAGAGACAGGUCGUCGCCUUGGAGACCGGCUUAGAGAACACCUCUAUAACAUAAAUAAAUAAGCUCUCUGUCCAGUCUCCAAACAUUUCAAUAGCACUAACUGUGAUGGAAUUUUAGACAUUGCAAUUACUGGUAUAAUGUAUACUAGUAACACAGCGGAUAGGAUCUAUAUGGAGCAUGAAUUAGAUUUGGUACGUUGACAAUGUUCCCUCUAAGGUUUGUUGGUUCGUGUGCAAAAUCAUACAGUUAUGUGCAAAGCUUUACAGCUUCAUUUUUUUUUUCGGAAAAUUUUACUGCCCACUCACUUGCAUGGAAAUUUGCUGCACGGUACUCAAAACUGUCUGUGAGACAGCCGUGCAGCUUAAAGGGAACAUUGACUUUGACUCCAUACGGGAUAAACCAAAUCCACAAUUUUGCGUAGCUGCCAUGUCUUUUUCCUGUUUGUUUUCUUUACAUUUUACUUCAAAUCACUUCCUUUCCAUUCUUCUUUACUUUGUUUCUGUCUGGUUUUUACGCUCACUCCCAUUUUUUCUCUUAUUUUAGGUAAGAUAUAUGUAUAUAUAUAUAUUAUGUAAAUUUAAUUUAUACUUAUUUAAAAGUUUUGGUGUUAUACUGAUGUGCCAAAAUGCUUGUGUAUUAUGUAAAAUUAUUAUUUAAGCUUAACAUAUAUUGUAAUAUUGACACAAAUUGUAUUGUCUAAUUAAUAUAUUUUAAAGCUUUAUCACAGUCCAACACUCUUAUAUUUAUCAUGAAGGUUAAAACAAAUGAAGUCUUAAGAAAAGGGCACAUUUUAAAAAAUAGAGAAAGAUUUCUUUUUCCAUGAAACAUUAUUUUAUGAUUUGUAGAAAUAUGAAAAGAAAGGACCUUUACGUAUUGGUUUCUAUACAUUUGAUGGGACGUUUGAGUGUCUACCACCAGUUGUGAGAGCCGUGCAUGAAGCAAAAAAAGCCUUGGAACUAAUGGGCCACGAGGUGAGAUAUUUAUAAUGAUAUAUUAAAAAAAGUUUAAUUGAUUUUUUUAAUGAUAAUCUUACUUGAUAGUCUACAAUUUCUGUAUAAUGAUUGCUGGUGAGAUGAUAUGUUCAUUGUAUAAGUUUAAAAAAAAUUAUUUAUAAUUUCUUGUAAGCAAAAAUUAAAUUGUACAUCCUAUUUGUGUUUAAAAAUAACUAAUUCUCUGCACGAGGUAACUACCUAUCAAAUAGCUUUAUCUGCAACAACCUUUCUUGAAAUAUUGAUAAUUUCAAAGAAUAAUAAAUAAUAUAACAGUAUUACAGAACAAAUUGCCAUUGGCUUCUCAGAUUGUUUUUUUUUAAAUGAAGUGUACAUUUUAACCUAAUUAUUGUUUACAAGUCAAUACUAUAGUUAUCAAUCUCAAGCAUUUAAGAAAAAGUUAUAAAUUUUGUAAAACGUUUUUCUAACACUUUUUCAGGUUGUUCCUUUUGAUUUUCCUAAAAUAUUGGGCUCUGGUUUCAAAAAUGCAGAUUUCUUUGUUCGCAUCAUGAUG
This is a messenger RNA of Lymnaea stagnalis (great pond snail), 10226 nucleotides long. Lineage: Eukaryota; Metazoa; Mollusca; Gastropoda; Lymnaeidae. The record is from the annotation of a GenBank genome assembly.